CACUUGCAUGGUUAUUAUGCGACAUGACAAUUUGUGACGUUGACCUAAAUUAUCGCUUUCUGUUUCUUCGGGAAAGAGCCAUACCCGUUACUUCACCUCCAAUUGAAUGACAACUUCAAGGGUAACGAAGAAGCCAUCCAAACGCCUUCAGAGCUAGGGUUUCCUGGGAAUUUCCUUCCGCAUCAAAAUCCACAGCAGCAAGAAGAGAAUCCUCAAGUCCUAACGAUUUCAUCUCUGCAAAUUUAAGUGGAAUUGAUCUAUAUUUUCUGCCAAAAUACUCGAAAAUGAAUUUUUUCAAGACGGCGUUUUUCGAAGCGGAGGAUGCUUCACCGGUGCAAACUACAGAAAAUGCGGACGAGGAAGCUUCGCCGCUGAAAAAUGAAGAGAAUGCGGACCAGGAUGCGACGGAUGGCUGGGAAAAUGAUGAGGAUUCGGCUGCAGAGGAGACUAGUGGGGGAAUUUGGAACUUUGGAGGGCUGGUGAAGGUCCUCACUUCAAAAUCAGAGGAAGUAAUCGAAGCCUAUCGGCGUGAUCUGGACGAGUUUCGCACGGGGCUGAAGAAGGAGACGGAGGCGAUCCGCGAGGUUGCAAGCCGCGCGGUGAAAGAUCUUCCCAAUUCUCUGGAAGCCGGUGCUUCAGUGGCGCAAGAGUCGCUGGAGAGCGUUGGACAGGUCAUUGACGAGUUCGGCAGCACUGUCUGGCGCGGAACCACCGACAUCUUGGCAGAAGGUAAGGAUUUAAUCUCAAAGCUUGAUGAGGAUAAGGAAAAUUCCAGUAAUGAUCAGGUCGAGUCGUCUUCUUCCUCUUCUGUUUAUAGUAAUGUCGGUGUCCAGAAGUACAGUAGGUUUGAGGCUCAGAUUAGAGCCAUGCAGCUUGAUAGCAAUACUUAUUGCCGAGAGCCUGAGGAUGCCGAGGAUUUCGAGGCUUGGAAAGCGGGGUUUAGACUGGAGGAGAAGGCGGAGGAGGUGGAAGUUUUGUGCAGGGAGAAUGUGUUCAUGGAGGAGGUCAAGUUCAGGCUUGUGCCAAAGAUUGUGGAUUACGAGACCUUCUGGACGCGGUACUUUUAUCGGCUGCAUAAGUUGAAACAGGCGGAAGAAGCCAGGGCUGAUCUUGUGAAGAGGGCUAUUAUUUCACCGGAUGAUGAAGAUCUGAGCUGGGAAGUAGAUGAUGAUGAUGAUGAGAUUGAGUUGAAAGAGGAUAUUGGGAUGAACAAUCUAAAAAUUGGCAAGGAUUUGGGAGCCAAGCCAGAGAUUAACGAGGAAGCUGGAGAGAAUUCCGUUCAGCUAUCCCAAUCCGAUCAAAAUUUGGUUGCAAAACAAGAAAUUGCAGAAGAGACGGGAAAGAAGCCAGAUAUUGCAGGACAGAUGGAAAAGAAGCCAGAAAUUGCCCAAAAAGCUGAGCCAGCACUCGAACAUGUUGAAGAAAUGACCGAAGAAGCAGAGUCUAGUGAAAUUGUGGUAGAAAAACCAAGGGAUGAUGAAAUUUUGGGCCAGAAAUUAAAUACCAAGGAAGGAAAUGGUGAGAGUCCAAAGGUCGAUGAUGAAAGUGGUGAUCCGACCUUUUUGGAAGUAAAAACAUACCCUGCAGAAUCUAGCAAAAGUAGUGAGUUUUCUGUUGUUUCUAGCAAACCCUCAUCUUCUCACGAUGAGGAGGACCUUGGCUGGGAUGAGAUUGAAGAUCUCAGCUGCGUUGAUGAAAAGAAAUUGGCUGCGGGAGGAAGCCCCCACAGGGCAGAUAUCCGCAAAAGAAUCAACGCUAUUGAGGAUGACGAGGAUUUAAGCUGGGAUGUUGAUGAUGACGACAUCAAGCCUUGAUCAAUUCAUAGAAUAAUGGUUACAAGUUUAACUUUGUUGUCACAAGGUUUCUAUUGAGGUCCUAUCCUUAUGGUUAAUUGGCUUAUCUCCCAAUUGAUUGUUUUUUAUCCAGUUUGCAAUAUUGCUUCAAAGUAUUUGUAAAUACUAAAUGUACAUUGUCUUCUAUUUAAGUGGGAUUACUUGGAUAUUAGGAGUUGCAGAAUUGUUGCAUAAAUUCCUAAAUCUAGUUUUAGUUGAUUCUUUCAGAUCGUUGGGACAUGCAUUAGAGAGGUGUGACAAGGAAAUGCAAACCCUGACUUUGAUGUAUUCUCAACAGCUUUUACAAAUUGUUAUUCGUAAAAGGUCAUAUGUAAACACAGAUCAUAUUUUAUGUAUGUUCCCUGAAAAGACUCAAUCUGAACUUCAAAUUAUCUUC
This is a messenger RNA of Cryptomeria japonica (Japanese cedar), 2229 nucleotides long. RefSeq lists its product as uncharacterized. The transcript has a single exon. NCBI's taxonomy places the organism in Eukaryota, Viridiplantae, Streptophyta, Pinopsida, Cupressales, Cupressaceae. Gene Ontology annotation, cellular component: cytoplasm. The coding region runs from base 285 to 1814 and encodes 509 amino acids. The record is from RefSeq and is a predicted model, not a curated record.